AUGUGCGGGAUUCUACAAUGGAUCAUCACCUCCAACGAGGGAUUCUCCGUGAUGCAAGAAGAUAUGGCGGCCAAUCUGCGUCCCGGUUUCACCGUGUCUAGAUUUGCGAGGCCUGGAGGAAGCUCGUACGAGUACGACUUUCUCUUGGGCGAGACAAAAGCCCCCGGGGAAUCCUGGGGCACGUACGCGGACCAUACGGUUUGCGCUGGUAAUGACAACGACACGAAGAACACUUAUGGCAUGCUUCAGAUUGGCUUCGAGAUUCAAUUUUACAAGUAUGAGAAUUAUCACUUCGAGGCGAUUGGCGGUCGGAUGCACUUGGUUAAUGAUGAGCAUAAUGUCACUGAUUGGUCCCGGCAUAUGAAGUCAAUCCCAAUGCCCGUUGUUAAUCACAAGUCUGACAGAGUUAUAAAGCUAGAAGAUCAAUGGUAA
This is a messenger RNA of Venustampulla echinocandica, 432 nucleotides long. RefSeq lists its product as uncharacterized. The record is from RefSeq and is a predicted model, not a curated record. Lineage: Eukaryota; Fungi; Ascomycota; Leotiomycetes; Helotiales; Pleuroascaceae. Bases 1 to 432 code for a protein of 143 amino acids. The transcript has a single exon.